Molecule: messenger RNA, 1406 nt
Organism: Culicoides brevitarsis
Lineage: Eukaryota; Metazoa; Arthropoda; Insecta; Diptera; Ceratopogonidae
Product: mitochondrial import inner membrane translocase subunit TIM44
Exons: 3
Coding region: 112-1404 (430 amino acids)
Biological process (GO): protein import into mitochondrial matrix
Cellular component (GO): mitochondrial inner membrane
Molecular function (GO): protein-folding chaperone binding
Source: RefSeq, a predicted model, not a curated record
AUUUCACACUGAAUCGCUUUCCAUGCCGAGCAAUGAGCUCAUAAAUUUUCAUCUUUAUUUUUGUUGUUUUACGAAAAACCUUCUGAAAUCCGUUGAGAAAGUGACCUGAAAAUGCAAAGAAUAGCGCUUCGUUUACCGGCAAUUGUGCCUCGUUCAUCUCAAAUUCUUAAUGCAUCACAAAGUUGGAGGAUACAAUGUCAAAAUUAUUCAGGGAGACGCCCCGGAUUCUUUGCUCAAGUCAUCGACAACAUCAAAGACGAGAUGCAAAAGAACAAAGAAAUGAAGGAGAAUCUAAAGAAAUUCCGCGAAGAGGCACAAAAACUCGAAGAAUCCGAUGCUCUGAAAGCUGCUCGUCAAAAAUUCAACACAGUCGAAGCUGAAGCUGCGAAAUCAAGCGAUGCAUUAAAGGAUAAAUUGGGCAAUAUCAAGGACAAAGUUGAAGAUGUUUUCGAAGAAGUUGGAAAAACAGAAAUUGCAAAGAAGGCAAAGGGCAUAACGGAUGACAUUUCGAAACAAGCACGAUCUGCAGCUGAACAAAUUGCCGAAACGGGACAAAAACUUGGCGCUUCGGAAGCUUUUAAAGCUGCGUCACAAGCAGCUGCAACUGUUAAGAAGGAAAUUGGCGGAAAUACAGGAAUCGAAGGACGUGUAUAUGUUAGCCCGGCAAAACUACGAAAACGCGUUGAAGUGAUGUUUGACGAAAGUAGCAAAGUGUUUGAAGCAAAUACCGAAGCCAUGGGCGUCGAAUUACACAAAGACUCAAAAUUCUAUCAAGCAUGGGAGGAUUUCAGGAAUAACAACCAAUAUGUGAACAAAGUGCUGAGUUGGAAGAUGAAAUAUGACGAAAGUGAGAAUCCUGCAAUUCGAGCAUCACGUUUACUCACAGACAAAAUUACUGACAUUUUCGGAGGACUUUUCUCGAAAACGGAACUCUCUGAAACCUUAACGGAAAUCUGUAAAAUCGACCCGAAUUUCGAUCAAAAACAAUUUCUGAGAGAUUGUGAAAACGACAUUAUCCCGAAUAUUUUGGAAGCAAUGAUUCGCGGAGACUUGGAAAUUCUUAAAGAUUGGUGUUUCGAGAGCACUUACAACAUUAUCGCAACCCCCAUAACGGCGGCGAAAAAACUCGGUUACUAUUUGGAUUCCAAAAUUCUUGAUAUCGAAAAUGUCGAUAUUGCAAUGGGAAAAGUGAUGGAACAGGGACCCGUUUUAAUAAUUACUUUCCAAACACAACAAAUUAUGUGUGUGCGAGAUAGUAAGGGCGUCGUUGUCGAAGGAGAUCCUGAUAAAGUGAUGCGCGUUAACUAUGUGUGGGUUUUGUGUCGCGAUCCAAACGACCUAAAUCCAAAAUCAGCAUGGAGACUAAUGGAAUUAUCUGCAAAUAGUACAGAACAAUUAGUUUAAAA